AUGCAGCUCGUAUCCCUCUUGGAACUCGCAUGUCCCUUCAACCAUCGCGCCCGACUCGUACUCGAAGUUGCCCCUCUCCGGAUCUUCGGCGUUUGCUACGGAGCCACAGGAGUUGCCGCUACAGACUUCGAUGGGUUCCUCAGUGCCACUGCCACUGGCGACUGCGGAUCAACCCCAGUCUGGUAUACGGUCUCAGUAUAA
This is a messenger RNA of Metarhizium album ARSEF 1941, 201 nucleotides long. RefSeq lists its product as uncharacterized. The transcript has a single exon. Bases 1 to 201 code for a protein of 66 amino acids. NCBI's taxonomy places the organism in Eukaryota, Fungi, Ascomycota, Sordariomycetes, Hypocreales, Clavicipitaceae. The record is from RefSeq and is a predicted model, not a curated record.